GACCAUGGGCAACGUGAUGGAGGGGAAGUCGGUGGAGGAGCUGAGCAGCACCGAGUGCCACCAGUGGUACAAGAAGUUCAUGGUGGAGUGCCCCUCGGGCCAGCUCACCCUCUACGAGUUCCGCCAGUUCUUCGGCCUCAAGAACCUCAGCCCCUCGGCCAGCCAGUACGUGGAGCAGAUGUUCGAGACUUUUGACUUCAACAAGGACGGCUACAUCGACUUCAUGGAGUACGUGGCGGCGCUCAGCCUGGUCCUCAAAGGGAAGGUGGAACAGAAGCUGCGCUGGUAUUUCAAGCUCUACGACGUGGACGGCAACGGCUGCAUCGACCGAGAUGAGCUACUCACCAUCAUCCAGGCCAUUCGAACCAUUAACCCCUGGAGCGACCUGAGCAUGAGCGCCGAGGAGUUCACAGACACUGUGUUUGCCAAGAUAGACAUCAAUGGGGAUGGGGAGCUGUCUCUCGAGGAGUUCAUGGAGGGCGUCCAGAAGGACCAGAUGCUGCUGGACACGCUCACUCGGAGCCUGGACCUCACGCGGAUCGUGCGCCGGCUCCAGAACGGGGAGCAGGACGAGGCGGGGGCCGGCGCGGGCGCCGGGGCGGGGCAGGCGGCCGGCUGAGC
This is a messenger RNA of Perognathus longimembris pacificus (Pacific pocket mouse), 621 nucleotides long. RefSeq names its product guanylate cyclase activator 1A (gene Guca1a). Gene Ontology annotation, cellular component: photoreceptor inner segment; cone photoreceptor outer segment. Gene Ontology annotation, molecular function: calcium sensitive guanylate cyclase activator activity; calcium ion binding. Gene Ontology annotation, biological process: positive regulation of guanylate cyclase activity; visual perception. Bases 5 to 619 code for a protein of 204 amino acids. NCBI's taxonomy places the organism in Eukaryota, Metazoa, Chordata, Mammalia, Rodentia, Heteromyidae. The transcript is spliced from 4 exons. The record is from RefSeq and is a predicted model, not a curated record.